AUGGAAGUACUCAAAGGCGCUCUCAUCAAGCGCAUGCGCGCCAAGUUUGCGGAAAUCAUAUCGGCGGAGGUCACAGCCUUCAUGGAAUAUGCGGGCGGCAUGCGGGUGCGCCCCAGCAGCCGCAGCGGCGACAGCAGCAGCAGCAGCAGCAGACGGAUUGCGCUUGUGUCUCCAGAGCAGGACCUCUCAUCUUUGGAGGACAGGAUUCGCGCCAAGCUCACAGGAGGCACCCCGCAGCGCAGCACGCUGGCGGCGAUGAAGCGCGCGCAGCAGGAAGCCGACGAGUGGGCCAAGAUAUACGAGAUGCACAUCAAGGAAGGCAAGGCGAAGGACACGGCCGAGCGCGCGGCGGCGCUUGAGGCGGCGCGCGCUUUGCAAAUCGAGUUGGCCGGCCAGGUGGCGAUGCGCGAGGCGGGGGAGGCGCGGGAGCACGACGAGGAGGUCGCAUACUUUCACGAGGAGCAGGCCCAGCUGAAGCGGUGGGAGCGGGAGGAGGAGGAGAAGGCGCGGCUGAAGCGCGAGGUGGCGGCGCGGCUCAAGGCGGACCGCGCGGCGCAGCUGGCUGACCGCGACAUGAGGCGGCGCCUGGCCGAGGAGAAGCGGGCGGCGGAGGAGUGUGAGCUGGCGGCGCGGCUGGCGCACGAGGCUAAGGCUGAAUUUGAGAGGGAGGAGGCGGCGCGGCGGGAGGCUAAGGAGGCGCUCAAGGCGUUCCUGCUGAACAACGAGAUUUACAAGGCCAUGAAAGAGGAGGCCAAGCUCAAGGAGUGGGAGUUCGACAAAAAGGUGAUGGCGGAGUAUGCGGUUGAGAUGGAGCGUCAGGAGCGGCGGCGGCAGGAGCAGCUGGAGGCGCUCAAGAUCUGGCAGGCCAAGCAGGAGAAAGAGGCCCAGGCGCGGCCCGAGGCGAAGCGGUGGAUCGACCCCGCGCUCAUAGACAGGUACUACGUUGAGGCGGAGGAGGCGCGCGCAGCAGAGGAGGAGCGGCGGCAGGCGGCGCUGAAGGCCAGCGGCAAGGUGCUGGCCAGGGAUUUGGACAUCCAGGUGGAGGAGCGGCGGAGGCGUCACGAGGAGGAGAAGAAAGCUGAGCAGUCUGUGGUGGCGGAGCUGCAGCAGCAGGUCACCGCGGAGCAGGCGCGGCGCCAGAAGGAGCUGGCGGCGGAGAGGGCCAAGAAGCAGCAGCUCAGGCUGCUGCGGAAAGUGGUCGCCAUGGGGCUCGACCGCACCGGCACGCUCGCGGCGGCCGCGCGCGCCGGCACAGUCAAGGCGCAGGCUGCAGCGACAGGCGGGGGCGGCAAGCUGGCGUCGGGGGCCGCGGCGGCGGGCAGCGUCCCGUCCACCCACAGCGGCGGCGCCGUCAGCGGCGACACCAGCGGCGAUGCGCCCGAUGACGGGGCCCGAACGGUCACCUCUGACGCCGCCCUUGCGGGCCCCGGCCCGGCCGGCCCCGUCUCGGACACUGCCGGCCCCAAGUGGAGCCAGCAGAUGCACUCCCUAGACUGCGUGAUACGGAACCGCGGCUUGAUAGAGACGGCAGACGUGGAGACGCUGUGGCAGGCAGCCCACGCCCUCCUGUCGCACGCCGGGCCGAGCGCCCGCGCCGGCGGGGCCGACGCAGCGGCAGGCGCAGCGCCCGCGGGCGCGCGGCGGCGCGUGACGGAGAAGGGGCGGGUCGGGGCGCUGGAAGCGGAGGUGGCGGAGAAGACUGCUCAGAUAAAGGAGCUGCAGCUUCGCAUUGCGGCCCUUGCGAUGCGGGAAUCUGUGCUUACAGACCUUGCAUGCCUGACCGCUGAGGCGGCGCCAGCCAUGGGGGGCGCGCGCCCGCCGUUCUCCGCGCCGCAGCAGCGCGGCGACGGCGGCGGCAGCAGCAGCGGCACCGGCAGCGGCGGCGACGGCGGCGACGGCGGCGGCGGUGGCGUGGCGGCAGCGGAGGAGGCGGCGGCGAUGGCGGAUGCGUCGCUUGCGUCGCCAAGCGUGUUGUCUGGGCCGAUCAGGGAGGCGCUGGCCGCGAUUUGGGCAGACACGGCCCUGCAGGAGCGUGUCAAGCGCAUGACGACGGAGGAGUACCUGCGGCGCACUCAAGACACGGUCAUGGAGCUGGCGCUCCACCUGACUCACUGCAAGGACGACCCAGAGGCCAUGGCCCGCCUGGAGGCCACCGCGCGGCGGCACCGCCUGGAAGAGUGA
This is a messenger RNA of Monoraphidium neglectum, 2181 nucleotides long. RefSeq lists its product as hypothetical. NCBI's taxonomy places the organism in Eukaryota, Viridiplantae, Chlorophyta, Chlorophyceae, Sphaeropleales, Selenastraceae. Bases 1 to 2181 code for a protein of 726 amino acids. The record is from RefSeq and is a predicted model, not a curated record. The transcript is spliced from 18 exons.